Messenger RNA from Vespula pensylvanica (western yellowjacket), 3065 nucleotides. Its product is annotated as serine-enriched protein. Gene Ontology annotation, molecular function: protein binding. Bases 618 to 2105 code for a protein of 495 amino acids. The record is from RefSeq and is a predicted model, not a curated record. The transcript is spliced from 10 exons. NCBI's taxonomy places the organism in Eukaryota, Metazoa, Arthropoda, Insecta, Hymenoptera, Vespidae.
GAGAACGAGGACGAGGACGAGGACGAGGAUAAGGAGCAUGAGGAGAAAGAGGGGAAAGGACAGAAGGUGGAAGAAGAAACGGCGGGCAAGCAGCAAGCGGAGCCCUGGUCCAGAGAAUCGUAAAACUCGACUCGCACUCAAGGAAUACCUCGCGCUAAACUUUCAAACUUCCGUUUGGGAAAGCUUAGUUUCUCUAUUUUCAAAGCUUCUAGCCGUAGAGGAAGAAUCGCUUUUCACAGAGCUAUAGUUAUCGUCUUACAAGUCCUGCGAAACUAGCAAAGGAAUAACUACACGUCGAACUUUGAGAAAACAACGUACGUUGUCGUUGCGAGAAAAGGAGAAAGAAAGGGAAAGACGGAGAGAGAGAGAGACAGAGAGAGAGAGAGAGAGAGAGAGAGAGAGAGAGAGACAGAGACAGACAGAGUGUAGGAUGCCGUGGAACGACUCGGACAUAGUGGCUCGUGUGCAACGAUAAUAUUCGCCCACGUGUGUGACCAGUGUGAAUCGUGCAUUUCGUAUUACAGAAAUCUAUAGUGAUCGCUAGAGAGAACAUUUAGAGAUCAUUUUAUAACUUAUCAAUCAUUGUACCUUGUGCCAUCGUUGGAUUUUGAUUUGUAAUGGGAAGCAGGGCCGUUGCUGUGGGGGCGGUAGCAGGUGCCGCUGGGGUUUCCGGCGAAGCUGGUUUGGCCGGUGUACCUAGACUUUUGGAAGAUUUAGCAAGACUAUCCGAGGACAAAGACACCGCCGACAUCGUUUUCCUUUUGGGAAGGGACGAGACACCAGUUUAUGCGCACAGAAUCAUUCUACAAGCGAGGUGCAAGAACUUCACAGCCGCAAAAAGGAUCGGCACGCCUGGAAACCCAACACCUGUAAGGAUGCCACAUGCUCAUCCAGAAACCUUCAGGCAAUUCAUUCAUUACAUUUACACUGGCAAAAUCAUGCUACAAGAUAGUGGAAUAUUCGAGAUGCUGGGUCUUGCUCAAGAACUCGGUGUCGAAGAACUUUGGAGAAGUUGCGAGGAACAUGUAUCGGCCACUCUAAGUCCAGGAAAUGCGUGUGCCCUUUUGACCGCAGCAUUGGAUGCACAAGAACGUGUACCAGGUGGCAAAGGUGCUUGCUCGUCCUUUAUCGAGAGAUGUUUUGCAUUUAUCGGAGAAAAUGCAGUGGACACUGUGAAAACUACAGCUUUUUGCAAUCUACCAAAAGAUGCCCUUGUCAAAUUGAUAUCUUCCGACUAUCUUGGCCUAGAAGAGGAAGACGUAUGGAGAGCGGUGUUAAACUGGGCCAAGUAUCAGGCAGGGGUGACGCAGCCUACGCAACACUGGACCGAAGAGGAACGAGUGAGGGUCUGCCAACAUUUGUCGGGAGUGAUAAAUCACGUUCGUCUACUACUCAUCGAUAGCCAGGUCUUUGCGGAAGAGGUAGAGCCGACUGGAGCUGUACCGAUAGAACUAUCUUUGGAGAGAUAUAGAUACGCGGCACUACCAAGCAAAUAUGCGGAGAUUUGUUCGGACAAGAGAUUGCAACCAAGGGUAAGCCCCUUUCUAUUCCCUGGAUCACAAAUUCUAUCAAGAGACAAAAUGGGUUAUCAACGAUUAUUGAAUCAGUGGUAUGGUGCACCGAAACAAAGUUGGCGUUUGGUUUAUAGAGCCUCUAGUCAUGGAUAUUCUGCUGCAUCUUUCCAUCGUCAUUGCGAUGGUGUCUCUCCAACAUACGUAAUAGCAUUAGGAACGCGUGGAGAAAUAUGCGGCGGAUUUAGCGACGCGCCAUGGGGUAAAACUAAUGCUAAAGGACACUAUAUUUCUUCCGAAAAAGCGUUUCUUUUCACUUUAACUAAUAAUCAAGACGUACCUCCAACCAAAUACGAAAUCGUUAAAAAGCCCUUCGCUAUUUGCUAUCACCCUGACAUAGGACCCAUAUUUGGUGCGGGUGCGGAUCUAUUAAUAUCUAGUAACUGUAACGUAAACAUGGAAAGCUACAGUAAUCUUCCUCACAGUUACGAUGGAGAACACGCUUCUAACACUGUACUUAUGGGAGAUUAUCACUUUUCCGUAGUAGAUUACGAAGUUUUUACGCCUAGCCAUUCUUCUAAAUCGAAUCACUGAUAAAUCAUACGACAUUCUCAAACAUAGUACAAUAUUGUAAAUACUUUGAUUUACAUGCUCUCUUAUACAGACUGAGAUUAUUUUAUACGCACAAUGUAGUUAAUAUUUUCAAAUAGUAUUUUAACGAAGUAUGUAUCGGGAUGUCGAGUCUCAUUAUAAUUCUAUAUUUUACACGAUAGCUGAUAACACAAAAAUUGUAUAAUUCUAAUGCCUUUUAGGUAUGCAUUUCAUAGAAUUGUACAUAAUGUACUCUAGUAUUUUUCAUAUAAACGCUAAUACAUUCUAUUCUUAUAACGAAAACGGAAAUAGAAGAAAUCCCUGUGCUACGCAAUAAGUUUUGCGAUGCUAAAUUAUGAAUAAUUAUUAAUGUUAUACCAUCGAUACUUAAAUAAUUAUAUAAUGAUUGCUUAAAUAUCAGCAAACUAAUGUCGAAAAAUUUUCUUCAAACAUUAUACGUCAAUUCUACAUGUAUAUUUUAAGAAUAAGACUAUACGCGAUAUGAUAGGAAAAAAUUUGUCGAUUUUGUUAACGAAAAUUUAUAAGAAAAAUCUAUUAUUUUUUUACUUACACGUAACGUCUGCUCGUUGGCGUCCCUUCGCUCGAGAUAUUUUUCCGACCGAUAACCUUCAAAUAUCAAUACUUAUAUAAUUAUUUGAUAUAAUUAUCGUGGAUAAUCUAUCUGAAUAAUUCAAAUAAUAUCAUAACAAGCUGUAUUUUGUAGAAAAAGAUGAAAGAAUUUACUGAUUGAUACGUACCUCGAGAACGAACGAUGCGAUGGAAAAUCAGAACAAUUAAGAUUUCAAAAUCAACCAAUCAGCGUCUUAGGACAAAGCAAAGAGAUUGGACGAUUCUUAAUUGUCGAUUAUUUUAUAGAACUAAUCAUGCCAACAUUUAAAAUUUCAUGGGGAAAUAAUUUCACAAAGUUUUUCCGUUAUAUAAAAUAAAUUAAAAAUCACGUUA